This is a messenger RNA of Zingiber officinale, 985 nucleotides long. RefSeq lists its product as uncharacterized. NCBI's taxonomy places the organism in Eukaryota, Viridiplantae, Streptophyta, Magnoliopsida, Zingiberales, Zingiberaceae. The record is from RefSeq and is a predicted model, not a curated record. Bases 1 to 669 code for a protein of 222 amino acids. The transcript has 5 exons.
AUGGAAGUUGAUGAUGUAAGUGUAGGGACUUUUGCUAUGGAACCAAGCACCCAAGAAUCACUACAUGAAGUUGUACAUUCACCAGAACAAGAGUUUGAGCCAUUAUUUGAUGAAAAGGAGGUAGCAAUCACCACUCCAGAUGCUCCUCAAGUGCUUUCAAGAACUGGCUUAAGUGCUGGAGAAAUUGCUGUGAAGAUCGUUGUAAGCUCGCAGGAGAAGAUCACAAAGAUCUGCGGAGAAAAACGCUCCACAACAGCUAUAUCCUAUCAAGUAAGGAGUAGAAAACUCCUAGUUUCACUUGCCCACCUAUCUUCUGAUCAAAUCCCUCUGGAACCCUUCUCCCAACUCCUCAUCUCACGCCGACCUUCUCCAUCCAACUCCUCCUCUCACGCCCUCUCCUUCCAACUCCUCUCCAGCAAACCCCUCUCCGGCGAACCACUCCUCCUAACUCCUCUCCGUCAAGAUUGCGGAUCCCGGAAAAGGGGGCGAGCUCACCAGCGGAAGGGGUCUGGAUGGAAGGCUUCGGGCAGAGAAGGAAAGGACGCGCACGCGAUCCCGUCGAAGGAGAGCUCGGGAAAAAGGCAAGUUAUGCAAUUCCGGCGAAGGAGAGCUUGGGGAAAAGAUAUUUUGAAUGGUAAAUGGAGAUAUUCAGAAACUCCAGCUAAAUAGCUCGGAUAUGGAUGAUUAUAGGAGCAGCAACUAUAUGCUAUAUGGCGCUGCAUCCAAACUUCAAGGGUGUGACUAGAAAGUACUUCGACGAAGAACUAUUAAGAAGACUUUGGGAUUUAAACGAGAAGAUGGUUAAAGCCAAUGAGUAAACAACAUUCAAGUCAAGAGGAUAAGUAGCAUCUAUCAAGAUUUUUUAAGUUCAUGCAAUAAGAUGUAGUCGAUAGGAGUAGUUUUGAGUGUUUCCUAAUUAAAAUUUCUUUGUAUGCAAGUAAUUAUGUUUGUUAUAGAAGUGUAAAGAUGAUAAUUUCUAUAUUGA